CACUAAAAAAUUAGAAGAAACUGAAAAAAGUUAGUAAAAAGCGACCCGCUCUCUUCUCCUGGCGGCAGCUAUGCUCUUCGGCUCCGUGCGCUCUCCUUCUUGGCAGUAUUUAUUUAACGAUGAAGGGCAAGAACAUGCGAGUGGUGAGAUUCCACAGAACACAGAUGACAUUAACAAUAAUGUCCGGAACAAUGGUCAAUAUCCUUCUAAAUGGAACAAAGGGAGCGUGCCUGAAGUGGGGAUGAAAUUUACAAGCAUUGAAGAAAUUCGAGAACACUAUCUGGCUUAUGCUCGAAGUGUAGGAUUUCCAAUGCGGACAAGGACAACUCGCAAAGCCAAAGAUGGAACUCCUAGAAGUGUUACAUUUGUGUGUAGUCGACAAGGAAAUAAAAAGAGCAAAACACAAGAUGUGUUCCAUCCGAGGCCGACAAUGCAAUUGGGAUGUGAAGCAAGAGUAACUGCGUCAUGUGAUGGUGAUGGAAUAUGGAAGAUCUCCGUUGUGCAGUUAUUGCAUAACCAUGGCUUGAGUCCUACUAAAUCUAGAAUAUAUCGUUGUAAUCGUAGUGUGCCUGCUAGUGUUAAAAAGCAGCUUGAGGUUAAUGAAAAGGCUGGAAUUCCCUUGCACAAGAGUUUUCAAGCAGCUGUUGUGGAAGCGGGUGGAUAUGAAGAACUUGGCUUUAUAGAGAAGGAUUGUCGAAAUUACAUUGAAGAGUUUAGACGAUUAAGACUUGGCCUCGGAGAUGCAGAGGCAAUACAGGGAUAUUUUAACAAGAUGCAAGCAAAGAAUGACGGGUUUUUCUUUAGCAUGGAUGUGGACGAAGAAUCAAGGCUUAGAAAUGUGUUUUGGGUGGACAACAGGUGUCGUCAGUGUUACAAAUCCUUUGGUGAUGUUGUGACAUUUGACACUACAUACUUGACUAACAAGUAUGAAUUGCGGUUUGCUCCUUUCGUAGGUGUAAACCAUCAUGGGCAAUCAGUACUUCUUGGUUGCGGCUUAAUUGCACACGAAGAUACAGAGUCAUUUGUUUGGCUUUUCAAGACAUGGCUUCAGUGUAUGGAUGGGGUUCCACCCCAAGGCAUCAUUACAGAUCAAGAUCAAGGCAUGGCGAAAGCAAUCAGUAUAGUGUUUCCAGGCAUUAAACAUCGUUGGUGUCUUUGGCAUAUUCUUAACAAAUUGCCUGAAAAGUUAGGAGGCAGGUUUUUGCCUGAGAAGUAUAUCCUAGAGCGAUGGAGGCGUGAUGUGAAGCGGGCAUACACACGGGUCAAAGUAGAUUAUGAUGGCUGGAUAUGUACUGUCGAACAACAACGGUAUGAUGACUUUUGCAACAGUUUUCGGGCUUUGGCGAAUAAAGUCGUAGACGAUGAAUACCGCACAAAGGAGAUAAUGGAUUGGAUUCAGAAGGAGAUGUCUGUAGAAGCAAUGAGAAGCAAAAAUCCAUCCACGGGAGUUCAAGAAAUUCCCGAACAUACAACAAGCACUCCACUUGUGUUAGACCCAUUAAUCGGCACACGCAAGGGAGCUCCAAGAAAGAGUCGUCUCAAGUCCAACAGGGAAAAGUGUGGUCAAAAGAAAACAAGAAAAAGGACUACAGAGAAAGACCCAAAACCUAAAGAAGGUAGAAAAAAAGAUAACCUACCUAAGAAGAGGAAGAAAAUGGAUGCGUCUGAGAUCUUGGCAUCACAAAGGCAGCAUGCUUGGCCCGUGGAAGAUGAAGAUGGUGUUUACGACCUCACAUUGGGAGGUCUGGAUCUUGGCCUCUCACUACAGUGACUUUUAACAGCUAUUUUUUUUGCAUCAGAUCUAGGUACCGAAGCUCUGAUUUUUUGGAAUGAGCAUGGGAACUGUAAAUCACAUACUUUUUUGCUUUUUGUUUUUUGUGUAAAGUAUGUAACAAGUAUGAUAACUUUCUCUGAGUUCCCUGCACAUAAACUCAUGUAAACCUGAUGUAACUCUGUAUUCACAUACAUUAAGUCUCUGUGGAGUGUAUGACAUAGACAGUUAUUCCAUGUGAGCACCAAGAAAUCUUAUGUAUCCGU
Molecule: messenger RNA, 2037 nt
Organism: Cuscuta campestris
Lineage: Eukaryota; Viridiplantae; Streptophyta; Magnoliopsida; Solanales; Convolvulaceae
Source: the annotation of a GenBank genome assembly